AUGUCAGGAUUAGAUGAAUGUGAAAAGAAUGGAAUUGUUAUAGAAGUUGUAAAUAGUAACAAAAAAGUAAAUGAUGACGACGAUUAUAGAGAUGAAGACGAAGACGAAGAGGAUUUACCAUAUUCAAAAUCACCAUUAAGAACUAAAAAUGAAAUUGUAGACAUAAUAAUAAGUAAACCAAAUGUAGAAAUAACACUAGAUAUGGAAUUACGAAAAAUUGGUCAAAUAUUACACAUUGUCGAGAAUUAUAUUGUUAUAGACUCAGAAUUAUCAGGAGAAUUGCAAGUUUUAGAUAGUGAUAGUAUUUUAGUAUUAGAAAAUAGGGAAAUCUUGGGACAAAUCUUUGAAACAAUCGGACCAGUCGCUAAACCAAAAUAUGUUGUAAAAUUUAAUAAUGAAUCAGAAAUUAACAAAGAAAAGAUUAAAAUCAACACUGAUAUAUUUUGUGUAAAGGAUUUUGCAAAAUAUGUGUUUACUCAGCCUCUUCGCCAACUGAAAGGUUGUGAUGCAAGUAAUCUAUACGAUGAAGAAGUCAAUGAAUCAACUUAUACAAAUCAAGCAGAUCCUGAAGAUUUCUAUGUUAAACAAGACAGAAUAGGAUCUUUUGGUGAAGUCUACAAAGGAUUUGAUAAAAAAACCAAAAAACCAGUCGCAAUUAAAAUAAUUGAUCUUGAAACUGCUGAAGAUGAAAUUGAAGAUAUUCAACAAGAAAUUGCUAUUCUUUCACAAUUGGAUUCACAAUACGUUACAAGAUAUUAUGGUUCUUAUCUAAAAGGAACACAUUUGUGGAUUAUAAUGGAAUAUUGUUCUGGUGGUUCUUGCUCAGAUUUAAUGAAAGCAGGAGCUAUUAGAGAGGAAUACAUAGCAAUCAUAUUGCGAGAAUUAUUAAAAGGUCUUGAUUAUCUUCAUAAUGAAAACAAAUUACACAGAGAUUUCGGAGUUUCUGGACAGAUUACAGCCACUAUGACCAAGAAAAAUACUUUUGUUGGAACACCAGCAGAUAUUUGGUCAUUGGGUAUAACUGCUAUUGAACUUGCCAAAGGAGAACCACCAUAUGCUGAUUUACAUCCAAUGAAAGUUCUUUUCCUUAUCCCUAAAAACCCACCACCAAGUCUAGAUGGGAUAUAUUCUAAAACAUUUAAGGAGUUUGUGGCUGCAUGUUUGGACAAAGAUCCAAAAAAUCGACUGUCUGCAAAAGAAUUGCUCAAAAACAAAUUUAUUCGUAAUGCCAAAAAAACUUCAUAUUUAACAGAAUUAAUUGAACGAUAUCAACGAUGGUUGGUGGAGAGAGGUCAUGAUGAUACAGAUGAAGUGACACAUAAUGAAAAUGGACAUGAUUCUUAUGAAGAACCAUCUUGGGAAUUUGAGACUGUUAAACAUGCAAGACCAGUUUCACUAACAUCAUAUAAUGAAGAGGAUGAUUAUUCAGAAGACAAUGCCACAAUUGAACCACCAGUAUCAGUAUCGGGUCCAGAGGUUUUCACUAAAGUUAUUGUUCCAUCUAUUGACAAGUUGCGUAAAACUGCACCAUCUCAAAAGGCUCGGUUAACUUUGGAAGGAUUAAGGAUUGCUUUUGAGGAAGCCGAAAAAGAAAAUCCUGGCAUAUCAGAAACAUUUAUGAAUGCUGUUUUUCAAAGAUUUGAUGAAGUUAAUAUCUAA
Messenger RNA from Entrophospora candida, 1659 nucleotides. The record is from the annotation of a GenBank genome assembly. Lineage: Eukaryota; Fungi; Glomeromycota; Glomeromycetes; Entrophosporales; Entrophosporaceae.